This is a messenger RNA of Penicillium samsonianum, 336 nucleotides long. RefSeq lists its product as uncharacterized. The transcript has 2 exons. The record is from RefSeq and is a predicted model, not a curated record. NCBI's taxonomy places the organism in Eukaryota, Fungi, Ascomycota, Eurotiomycetes, Eurotiales, Aspergillaceae. The coding region runs from base 1 to 336 and encodes 111 amino acids.
AUGACGAAGCGCACAGUAUACGCAUACGCGGCUAGCCUUGAGGAUCUAACGCAGACACGUGAUAGCCCUUCGAAGUUGCCAAGGUAUGCGCAAGGCCAAAAAAACUUGAACGCACGUCUGAAAACAGGAGCAUGGUCCUCCGACAAUGUCGGGGAUGCCCGGAGGCCGGCAUUCCGGGACGAAAAUAGAAAGCUUCCAGAAGAACCAAAACAACAGCGCUUUACUGAAUGCAGCACUAGCGGCAUGCAUAAGCCACGGAAAUACCUUCUGGAACAUACCAGAAAUACCGAAUACGAUUACCUGCAGAUUGUGGCUGCCCCAAGUGCCGUAUGGUAA